Somion occarium is the source of this 2101-nucleotide messenger RNA. The record is from the annotation of a GenBank genome assembly. Lineage: Eukaryota; Fungi; Basidiomycota; Agaricomycetes; Polyporales; Cerrenaceae.
AACUGCUUGUGUGUAGUUUCUUCCACAACCUACGAAUGUAUGGCGGCGACACAUGUUAGGGGCCUGAAAGCUGCUCUGAAUGCCAACGGAAAGUAUCGCUACAAGACACCAGAGUCGGUCGUGGACUAUCUGGUAAUCGGAGGGGGGGUUGUCGGACUUGCCGUUGCGCAACGUCUUGCUCAGCGAUUCCCGUCCAAGUCCACAUACUUAGUCGAGAGGCACGAAGGACCUGGACAAGAGACAAGUUCGCGCAGUUCGGAAGUGAUCCACUCGGGUAUGUAUUGUCUGUAUUACUUGGAGUAUCGGGAUAUUGAGCGUUCUUUGGAAGGCCUUUAUUACCCUGAAGACUCUUUGAAGACUAAACUAUGCAUUCGUGGUCGGCAACUCAUGUAUGAGAGAUGUGAAAGACACAGGAUCCCUCACCGCAAGCUUGGAAAGUUGGUUGUCGCACAGGAUUCACAGCGCCCUUAUAUCGAACGACUGCAUGACAAGGCUCAGAGACUUAAAUGGCCGCCUCAUUCCGCUCCUCUUGACCGUAGAGCACUACCCACAAAUCUCAUCACUGGUGACGAAGCUCGGGAAUUGGAACCAGAUCUUUCGAAAAAAAUUGUCGCCGCUCUCUGGAGCCCAGAGACCGGCAUUGUCGACUCUCAUUCACUAAUGGAAAACCUUGAGAAAGAAAUCACAGAGUCCGAAGGUGGAGAGCUUGUGUACUCCACGAGGGUUGUCCGGGUUGAUCCAUAUUACGGUUCGUCUCUAGUCCGGGAUCAACCUAGCGGAGAUGCCAGGGAAGAAGGUUGGGUUGUUCAGACGGUGACAGGUGAUCAAGAAGAGAGCGAUCCAUUGUUGGCGAGGACUCUGAUCAACGCAUCCGGUCUAUCCGCAAACGUGAUACUCAAUUCACUGGUGCCGCAGGACCAGCGCAUAGCGAUGUACUACGCUCGUGGUUCAUAUGCAUCUUAUAACGGUUCAGCCGUAUCCCACGUUUCACAUCUCAUCUAUCCUUGUCCAGGAACCGGCAGAGUAGAACAUGGUUUCCAAUCCCUCGGCACUCAUCUUACGCUUGACAUGCAAGGGAAAGUGAGGUUUGGACCAGACUUGGACUGGCUGAACCCGCUAGACGAGUCAAACCCAGACUUUUGGGAGAAGCAUCUGAUACCGGACGAGACGAGGCUGAGGUUGAUGCACGAGGCAGUAACAGAGUAUCUACCAAACGUCACUUUUGAAGGGCUUCAACCGGAUUACUGUGGCAUAAGACCGAAGCUCGUCGGCCCACAGGGCGGUUUCCAGGACUUCGUAUUUCGCAAGGAUUAUCCACAUUCCUUUACAGGCGCUGUCACUGGUAGUAGCACAAACCGCACGAACCCUAUGAUCAGCUUAAUGGGUAUUGAGAGCCCCGGGUUGACAUCGAGUUUGGCCAUCGCGGAACACGUUGUGGAUGACAUAUUGUGUGAUGCAGAAGGGCACAGAGACUCGUAGAGGAAGAUGUAAAUUGAGCUUGUUAACUACAUAGACAUCUACGCAGAUGGACCUCCUCUUGACAUGAGCUUUGGCUGCCACGGCUGAACUUUCGGCACUGUGGUGUUGUAUGUCUUGAAAGCACCCGGGGUGCCGGUCAAGUUCUCAAGCCAGGGCUGCAUACAGUGUUACAGCAGAGCAUAUUGACGAUAGGCGCGAAAUUACUUACGCCCUUCCACGGAGGUGACAGAUUCUGCAUCACACGGUCUUCAGGAGGAGGAUCCUUGCGAAUAUGCGAGAGCCAUGAGUGCCACUCGGGAGGAACUUGGGUAGCAUUAUAAUCAUGCUGCAAGGGAAUGUAUUGAAUCAUAAAUGAAGGAGAGCCAUUACGUUGUCCAGCGCACCUGAGCUAAGUCGACCCAUCGGUGACGACCUAAGGCAGAUGUAAAGCAUUGUACGGACAUACGCCACUGGAUACAUACCAGGAAUUUCCUCCUCAGGAUUCAAGUUCUCGUAGUAGCGGUUACCAAACCUAAGCAAGGAGGAUUUGAAUCCGUAGCAAUGCAAUUGGAGGGUUGUACUCACUGAUCUGCCCCAGCAAAUCUACCAGACUUAGCGUCUCCAAUAUAUUGCAACUGCCUCC